AUGUUCUCGAAGCUUUCGCUGUUGGGGUUGGUGUCGACGGUUGUGGCGCAUGGGACGGUUUCGGGGAUUGUUGCUGAUGGGGUUUACUAUGAUGGAUACAAUCCUUCGUACCAGUACAUCACGCCUGCUCCUGUCACUGUAGGCUGGAAGACUCCCGGAAAUCUCGCCAAUGCAUUCAUCGCUCCAGACACAUUCGCAAAGCCAGACGUGAUCUGCCACAUUGGAGCCACGAAUGCAAUGACCGCUGCACGAGUCAAAGCUGGAGGGAAGAUCGAGUUCCAGUGGACACCAUGGCCAACCUCUCACAAAGGACCGGUCAUCGAAUAUCUGGCGAACUGCAAUGGACCGUGCGAGACAGUGGACAAGACAAAGCUUCUCUGGACGAAGGUAUCUGCCGUUGGGCUCUUGAACCCGACUUCGAUGACAAACGGAUACUGGGCUACCGACCAGCUGAUCGCCAACAACAACAGCUGGACUUCCGUCAUACCUGCCAAUAUCGCUACUGGCAACUAUGUUAUUCGUCAUGAGAUUAUAGCAUUGCAUGCUGCCGGCCAGUCGAACGGAGCACAAGAUUAUCCACAGUGCUUCAACCUUGCCAUAACAGGCACUGGAUCUGACAAGCUGGCCAAUGGUGUGUUGGCGACAACCUUCAUGAAGCCAACAGAUCCAGGUAUUCUGUUCGAUCUGUACUCGAAGUUCACGAAUUAUACCAUUCCGGGUCCAGCUUUGUAUAGUGGUGCAGUGACGAUCAGCCAGACGCUGCCACCCAAGCCGACUGCCAGCUCGACUGGAGUUUACACAGUUUGA
Molecule: messenger RNA, 807 nt
Organism: Cadophora gregata
Lineage: Eukaryota; Fungi; Ascomycota; Leotiomycetes; Helotiales; Ploettnerulaceae
Exons: 2
Coding region: 1-807 (268 amino acids)
Source: RefSeq, a predicted model, not a curated record